Molecule: messenger RNA, 2529 nt
Organism: Fonsecaea pedrosoi CBS 271.37
Lineage: Eukaryota; Fungi; Ascomycota; Eurotiomycetes; Chaetothyriales; Herpotrichiellaceae
Exons: 1
Coding region: 1-2529 (842 amino acids)
Molecular function (GO): protein binding
Source: RefSeq, a predicted model, not a curated record
AUGCUCCUGCGAAUUUGUACAUCUGGACUGAUCGAUCCGUACCAUGACAUCGCCCCGGGGCUGAUACAGUUGAAGAGACUUCGCACUGCGUUUGGGCAUGCCAGCCAGUGUGGUACGCAACAACUGGCCCAAACUACGAGAGAGAUCGUGUCACUUCUUCCCCCGGUGAUACUUAUCAUCGAUGCGGUGGACCAAUGCGGUGAGACCGACGAUCGCAACCUUUUGAUGAAAACAUUAACAGCCAUCUCUGAAAAUGCCGACCACGCAGUUGUCCUGACGUCGAGGGGCGAGCCAAACAUACCAAACUCAUACAUGAUCGAAUUGACGCCUGACAAGACAAAAUUAGAUAUCGAACGGUAUGCCAUGCAAGAGAUCUCGCGAUUUCGAGGACUGCAACCGAUCCAGCACGAUAUCCUAGAUCGAAUCGACAGAGACAGUGCAGGAAGCUUUCUCUGGGUACACCUGCUCUUGGACCAUGUCCGUCAAGGACCCAGUCUUCAGACUCGAACACAGAAAUUGACAGCCUUCCCAACUGAACCGCAGCGAGUAUACGAAGCAGUCAUUAGGGAGAGUGCUUGUAAGUUCGAAGAGCAAGAUCAAGAACGGCAGAGGUGCAUUCUCUGGGUGCUUGCCGCAACGCGGUCCCCUCUAACGCUGCGGACCCUGUUUCUCAUGGUUGAUGGUGAUGAUAACGAUGCCGAAUUUAAGGGAACAUCGCGUGACGAUGAGGAUUUGGGCGUAGAUCUCGAUGCUCUGUGCCAUCCCCUCGUGCGAGUUCGAGCCGCUCACGUCUACCUCACUCACCCUACUCUUAGAGAGUACAUUCAUAGUAGCGCCAGGUCGGAGGAUCCUGACCUGUUUCUCGCCAGGAAAUGCCUGGAGAAAUUGACCAACGAAAGGUACCGCUCUUGGAAGACUGCUUUACGGCUAUUACGGAAACAUCUGUUGCCACCUCACAUGGUAUCGGAUAGUGACGACAGUCAACCACUGAAAGAGUCGGUUCUUUACGAGUAUGCAGUUCUUCACUGGCAUGAGCACGUGUCGGCGCUUCGGAAGCCCCCAGAUGAUGUCCUCGAUCUUCUUUCACAAUUCCUGGGGGGAAUUGAGAGUGUCACUUGGUCAGAAAAUCUAUUUGAGGCGAAGCAACAGAGUGGCAUUGCACCACAAUUUGAGGUACAGACGAUGCUUAAACAAUGGUAUGACAGUCUGGACAAAGACACGCAGCAGAAGAUACCCAUCAAAGACUACUUUGCCAAGCCACAUGACGAGCUACAGAAAGAAUUGAAGGAAAAGGCUCAAGACAGGGUGGCCCCGUAUCUCCCAUUCAUGCGGCUCGGUCAAUUUUUCAACCUUGGAGGGCGAUCCCAACGAGACUGGCGCAAAGGUUUUAUGUACAAGGAAGCGGUGGCAGCAGGCUUUGAAAGCAGUCUGGGUGCCCGACAUCCACUAACACUCCAAGCAAAAACGAGUAUGUUACAAGAGUUCUUUUGGCAAGGGCGAUUCGAGGAAGCCGAGCAUGAGCUGUCAAAGGUUGCAGCUAUACAAAGAGAAAUUUACGACCAGGACAGCCUGGAUGUUUACGUUACUGUGCAACUGCUAGGCUAUGCACAAUAUUCCUGUGCUCGAUUCAGGGAGGCGAUGGCGAGCCUCGAUGAGACCGAAGAGGCCUUUCGACGCUUGGAGGGUGAGAAUUCGCCCAAGGGCCUAGUGACAAGACUUUAUCAAGGGUAUGUGCAGGAAAAACAGAGGAAAUUAAUCACAGCUCGUAGGAAUUAUGAGAUCAUCCUCGGCGAGUGGACUCCCAUCGGGGGGGAUGCUCAUCCAUUGUCCAUCAUGGCACGAACAGCGCUCGGCAUGGUCUGCCGCAAAUUGAAAGAGCACCCGACGGCGGAAGAAUCCUUGUUGAAUGCUUGGACGCAGAAACGAAAAGUUUUCGGUGACGAUCUGAAUCUGACUGUCGAUGCUGCCGUGUCGCUAGCGCUGGAAUAUCGAGACAAUGCAAAGUUGGAUCUUGCCAAACAAGUCCUGGAGGCGAUCAAAUCUUCCGAGGUAUUUACCACCGACUUUGAGCGCAGUUGUCAGUGGCAGUACGUCUUGUCUCUGAUAGAAUUCGACCGUGGAUAUUACAACCGACCAAGGAUGGUUCUGCGGGACCUCGUCGACCAGAGCAUCGGAGACAGUCGGGAGGAUAACAACAGGUCGCUGCUCUGGAUACGCCUGACACUGGCCAAUGUGCUCAGGCACCAUGAAAACCCCGACGAAGCCGCCGCAUUGUUCAGUGAGAUUGUGGAACCAAUCGACGAGGUGGAAAGACGAUUCUGGUUUGCACCAGAACCCCCUGAGAGAUUGCGGAUUGCGGAACAAGCAUUGCAGCUCGUGCAGGAGUGCCGAGAGGAUGAGGCCAAAGCACUUCUUCAUGCCAACAGACUCCAAUGGGUCCGCGAGCGCGACUUUGAUAUUUUGCAAGGAGGCCCGGUCACUGAUGUUGCCGUGACCAACCCGGUUGUGACGAUCGUUAUCGACCCCUAG